ACAGAAGUAACUCUAGAAGAUUGUCGAGAAGGGGACAAAUACAUGCCAAUCAGAGAAGUAGCCAGAGAUAUUCUGAAAUUAGAUUACGAUAGAGGGGUAAAUUGCACAAAUAAAAUGAUAUAUCGAUAUCACAUACCCUUUCUGGACAUUGGAAAUGGAUUGUCUGUCCGUUGUCAUGGCAGGGAUAAUCUUUACAGUGAAAAUGUUUCAACAUCUUGUGAAUCUAUAAAUGUCACAAUGGCCCGUGCAACUUUGGAUCCAAAAGUUCGCUAUGGAAAAUUCAACUCUACAGCUAGUUUUGAAUGCAGAAUUCCUCUGCUCGAGUCCUAUUUUUCUGCAUUCCAGUUUUUCAACGAUUCGUCGUAUCCACUUCUGUCAAUUAAUUCUGACAAUAACUACACCAUUCUACCACAGGAUGAUCGUAUUUCUGCAGUAUAUACUAGCAAUCAGUUUGAUGAAUACAGAACAGUGAAUUUCACCUUUGAUCUGAGACCUGGAGAUGACAUUUGCAACAUAGGUGGUGUUUAUCUCUGUAAAGUAAAGAGCUUUAACGAAAGUCUUCUUUUUCCUGAAGAUGACGAAAGUCAAUUGGUUAUAGCAGCUCCUCCUUCAAAUAUAGUCAUCGCAAUUAAGGACAAUUAUUCUAAAGGUGCAAUAAAUGAGACCAUCAACUGCACAGCGAUUUUAAACCCUGAUACAACAAUAUUAGCACUUGUGAAACUAUCUGAUGAAAGUUAUGCGAUGGUUCCAAAAAAUAUCACAAAAACUUCCAUUGAACCUGCAAGGACUGAGGACUGUCGACAUCUGGUUCGGGUGACGGUAACUACUACAUUUGACCAAUUUAAUGCAUCUACAGUGGCCUGCUUAGCAAAGGACAACGUAUUUGGUGAAUAUUUUUCUGCCAAUAAAACAAUAACUAUUGUUUAGAAGAAUGAUAUGGGUAUCAUCUUGUGAGACUAAAGAAAUCCAUGUGAUAAUUAGUUUGAUUUUUUUUUUGUUGCUCUAGAUGCGUAUGUAUGCAAUAUGUAGUAGCAUAAUUGCCCAACACAUUGUUUUCUU
This is a messenger RNA of Saccostrea echinata, 1059 nucleotides long. RefSeq lists its product as uncharacterized. The transcript is spliced from 3 exons. Bases 43 to 927 code for a protein of 294 amino acids. The record is from RefSeq and is a predicted model, not a curated record. NCBI's taxonomy places the organism in Eukaryota, Metazoa, Mollusca, Bivalvia, Ostreida, Ostreidae.